Messenger RNA from Panicum hallii, 3651 nucleotides. RefSeq lists its product as uncharacterized. The record is from RefSeq and is a predicted model, not a curated record. NCBI's taxonomy places the organism in Eukaryota, Viridiplantae, Streptophyta, Magnoliopsida, Poales, Poaceae. Bases 163 to 648 code for a protein of 161 amino acids. The transcript is spliced from 2 exons.
UAUUGGAGUUGGAUAUAUGGUCCACGCCUUUGCAACGAGUAUACGGAUGGUGUUCAUGCCUUCAUUGAGAAUGCGAAGAAAGAUAUCGUGGACAAUGGUAGACAGUAUAUUUAUUGCCCAUGCAAGAAUUGCAAAAAUGAGAAGAGAUAUCUUCAAGAGGACAUGUUGAAAUCACACUUGAUCAAACGUGGAUUCAUGGAGGAUUAUCGAUGUUGGAAUAAGCACGGUGAAGAAGGACUUAAUGAAGCAGAGAGUAGGGAUUCCUAUGUGGAGAGGGAGGUCGCUACCGUUGUCGAAGAAGAGGACGACGAUGUGGACGAGGCGGAUAUACUAGGGUUGAGCAAUGACGACUUCAUGGAUCAGGUUGAUAACAUAGAGGAGAUGGUUCGCAAUGUUGAGAGACACGGCGAUGAUGAGUACAAAGGAGGUGAAUUCGCAACGAACAAGAGGAUGAUCGAAGACUCUAAGAAACCUUUCUAUCCUGGUUGUGCACUGAAUUACUCAAGGCUAUUUGCAAUGGUGAAGCUUUUCCAGUUGAAAGCAAGCCACAGAUGGAGUGAUGGCAGCUUCAAGGAGUUGUUAGCACUCCUUAAGGACAUGCUUCCACAAGGCAACACCGUCCCUGAGACCGUUUAUGAGGCCAAAUAGAUUAUCUGCCCGUUGGGAUUGGAGGUGGAAAAGAUCCAUGCGUGCAAGAAUGAUUGCAUUCUCUAUUGUGGCUCGGAUUAUCAGGACCUUGAGAAGUGCCCUGUUUGUGGACUCGAUCGAUUCAACCAUAGAAAAGAUGGUGGUGAUGAUGAGGAUUGCAACAGAACAAAGGGCGGACCUAAAAAGGUGUUUUGGUACUUUCCAUUCAUUCCUCGAUUGGUGCGCUGGUUUGCAAAUAAAAAGGAGUUAAAAUUGUUCCGAUGGCACAAGGAGAAGCAUAAGUGUGACGGGUUGAUAAGACAUCCUACUGAUGCCACACAAUGGCGGAAUAUUGAUUCGCCAAAUCCUGAAUUUGCGGAAGAUCCGAGGAAUAUUAGGAUUGCAAUGAGCACAGAUGGCAUGAACCCAUUCAUGAACAAUAGCACACAUAGCACCUGGCCAAUUGUUCUGACGAUAUACAACCUUCCGCCUUGGUUGUGUAACAAACUGAAGUACAUUAUGCUGUCAGGCUUAAUACCGGGGCCACAUCAAUCUGGGAAUAACAUCGACACUUAUUUCAGGCCUUUGGUUGACAAUAUGAAGUUGCUUUGGUGUAAAGGAGUGGAGGUCUAGGAUGAGUACAAGCGUGAGUACUUUCAGCUUCGAGCCAUUUUGUUCGCGACUAUCAGUGACUCUCUAGCGGCACGUAACUUGUCUGGACAGAGCAAGAAAGUAGGUUGCGGGUGCCCACAUUGUUUGAGAGAGACAUACUCUGAGUACUUGAGUGAGUCAAAAAAAUAGUGUACAUGGGACAUCGAUGCUACCUUGGAAUGAAACACCCGUUCCGGAACAUGUGUGAUCACUUCAACGGUAAGGCCGAGAAGAGACGUCCUCCACCGCAAUUCUCUGGUCGUGAUGUCUAUGGAAUGGUUAAGAAUGUCCAUGUUGUCCUCAGUAAGCGAAAAAGGAAGAAGAAACGCAAGAAGGGCAAGAAGGUCAUUAUUGAAGAAGAUGAGAUGUGGAAGAAGCAGUCAAUUUUCUGAGAGCUACCGUAUUGGAAGGACUUUGACGUCCAUCAUUGUAUUGAUGUGAUGCACGUGGAGAAGAAUGUGUGUGAGAGCCUUCUCAGCACAUUGCUUAACAUGGACCGAGAAAUGAAAGAUCACGCACAUGCAUGAGCUGAUCUAAAGAAAAUAAAAAUUAGAGAAGAGUUGUGGCUCAAUGAUGACUCCGUGAAAGGAAUGGAGCUGCCCACAUCAUGCAUCACCCUUUCAAAGAAUGAGAAAAGGGAGUUUUGCGAGUUCUUGAAAAGUGUGAAAGUUCCAACUGGCUACUCAACCAAAGUCUCGAAGCUUGUUUCAAUGCCUGAUCUAAAGCUAGCUCCCGGCAUAAAGUCUCAUGAUUACCAUGUAUUGCUGACGUAGAUGAUUGCCGUAGGAAUUCGGAAUAUCCUACCGGUCAAUGUUCAGGAGGCUAUUAUGAACCUUUGCUUUUUCUUUAAUGCAAUUGGUCAAAAGGUUCGAAGUGAAGAAGAUCUUGAGUCAUUGGAAAAGAAGCACUAUGAAACUUCGUGCGUUCUUGAGAUGUAUUUUCCACCUGCCUUUUUCGAUAUCAGCCUUCAUUUCACGGCCCAUCUUGUCAAGGAGAUAAAGCUACUUUGUCCUGUGUUCCUUCACCAGAUGUAUGCAUACGAGAGAUUCAACGGCAUCUUGAAGUCACUAGUAAGAAAUCAAGCUUUUUCCGAGAGCAGCAUGGUACAAGGAUAUUGUAUAGAGGAAACCAUUGAGUGGGCCCUAAACUACGCUGACCCGAGUAACCCAGUUGGUGUUCCCAAGUCUCGUCAUAAGGGAGGCUCACAGGCACGGGGACGAUCGGGAAGAAGGCUAUAAUUCCAGAUCAAGAUUUAUUUUAUAUGGCGCAUUUCCACGUGUUGCAACAGAUGGACAUUGUGUCUGAGUACUUUGAUGAGCACAAGGAGCUGUUGCUUAGAGAGAAUUCUGGACACAGUGAAUCAUGGUUAGCAAAGGAACACAUGAAAAAAUUAUGUGGUUGGCUCCGGAAUCGAAUUUCACGAUCAGAUACUCCUAUAAGUGAACAACUCAAAAGGUUGGCUCUUGGUCCUAUAUUCACCGUUAUAAGAUACCAAGGGUAUGACAUAAAUGGAUACACGUUCUACACCGAACGACAAGAUAAGAAAAUCAUGUAUCAGAAUAGUGGUGUACGUGUUGACGCUUAUGAUGUUAAUGGAGAGGACAAAACCGCGUACUAUGGUCAAAUGCAAGAGAUAUGGGAGCUUGAUUUGCACGGUUUUAAAAUAGCUCUUUUCCGUUGCAAUUGGGUUGAUGCAAAUAGAGGUGUACAAAAAGACAAGUACGGGUUCAUUAGUGUCGAUCUUAGCUGUCACGGAUACAAGACGGACCCUUUCGUGCUCUCACAACAUGUGGCUCAAGUGUUCUAUGUUUCUGACACAACAAACAAAAGACUCAAGGUGGUUAUACCUGGAAAAGGGCGAAUCCUCGAUGUUGAGUAUGCGGUCGAUGAGGAAAAAGUUUGAUCAGUUUGAUGAGAUACCUCCUUUUGCCACCUCAAUGAUCAAGCCAAGAAUACCAUCAGCCAACAAAACUCCCUACUUGCGCAACGACCAUCAAGAAAAAGUCAAGAAUAUCAAAAAACCAAGGGAGCAAUGGAAAGUAGCAAAAUGAUUGGGCAUACAAUGUAUAUUAAUUAUUCCUUUAUCAAAUACGGUUAUUUUGUGACUUUAAUUGUUCCUUUGUGAAAUAUGGUAAUUGUGUGACUUUAAUUGUUCCUUUGUGAAAUAUGGUAAUGCGUGAAUAUUUGAAUGAAAGUGUUGUGUUUUGAUUUAAAAUUGAGUAAAAAAUUGAAAAGAAUUCAGUUUCAGAACUGAAUUCGUAUGUUCAGUUCUCGAACUGAACAAAUUCAGUUCUGGAGACAGAAUUGCGUGAGUGGGUGGGGGGGGGAGAAAAUCCGAGACGCGCGUCAACUAAGGCGCGUCUCGCAUUUGGU